Messenger RNA from Cuscuta epithymum, 645 nucleotides. The record is from the annotation of a GenBank genome assembly. NCBI's taxonomy places the organism in Eukaryota, Viridiplantae, Streptophyta, Magnoliopsida, Solanales, Convolvulaceae.
AGAUCACAUGGAUGCCGUUUAGACCUGAUAUGUUAGCAGAGUUGCCCCCAGCUGGACGAGAGCAUACUCACAUCUGGCGAGCACGUGUCCCGUUGAUAUGUUUUGACAUUGUUGAGCUGCAUUUGCCUGAUAGAGUCAUGCGACAGUUUGGGUUUGAGCAGGUCGUUCCACGUCCUAUCGACACUUAUGUAGAGCUGCAUAAGCUGGAUAGGCGUGGGAAGCAUACAGAGGAUUGGGCACUCAGACAUGUCCGAUACGUGACUAUGUGGGAAAGGAGAGCUGAGCUAGCUGUGGUUGGGACACCCACAUAUGUGCCAUCUGUUUCAGGAGACUACAUGGGAUGGUACUACAGCAUCACUCGGUUAUUUGUGUCUCCUUCGUUCAGACUCCCUACUCAUCAUUAUCAGCCUAGCUCCUUGGCUUUGCAUCUUACGGCUCUGACAGGCAUUGCCUCGUUGUGCUCAGAUGUGUUGGGCCGAGUAGACUACGGACAUCUUAUACACAUGCCCCCAUCUCAGGAGAUGGCAUCCACGUCUAGUGCAGCCGCGGCUUCAUCAUCCCAGACGCAACAUGAGAGAGUGGUUCUUCAACCACGACAACGCCGUAGGCGUAGACAUGAGCAGCAACAUCUCCAUGACGAAGCUG